AUGGUUGGACCGUGCGAUAGUGGGAAAUCGGUCAUAGCUAAUUCCUUAGCCGAAGCAACAGAUCUAACUGGGGGAAACUAUCGACCAACGAAAGGCGUAAGGAUAUUGGAGUUUGAAUGUAAUGGCUUAAGAAAUAGCUCAAAUCGUACCCUUAAAGCUGAUGUAGAGUUAUGGGAUUGUAGCGGAAAUAGCGAUUAUGAAAGUUGUUGGCCGGCUAUGUGGAAAGAUACUCAUGGAGUGAUUAUUGUGUAUAAUCCCGAUAAUCUGGAUCAUAAUGGAGAAAUCAGUAAAUGGUAUACUCAUUUCAUUUCUCAGCAAGGCCUUCGCGACAGUCAGUGUAUGCUAUUCGCUCAUCUUAAACCUGAUGGGUCUAAACAAGUCGUAGAUUUGACUGGAUCUCUGUCAAGAUUGAAAUGUGUGCACACAUCGAUGGAAGAUCGACCGGAGGUAAUAAGACAAGAAUUUAGGACCUUUUUGACUCAUGUCUGGGAGGCAUGGGCUGCCAAAAGGGAUCAAGAAGAACUUAGUAUAGUGAAUAAUUAA
Trichoplax adhaerens is the source of this 543-nucleotide messenger RNA. RefSeq lists its product as uncharacterized. The transcript has 6 exons. Lineage: Eukaryota; Metazoa; Placozoa; Uniplacotomia; Trichoplacea; Trichoplacidae. The coding region runs from base 1 to 543 and encodes 180 amino acids. Gene Ontology annotation, molecular function: GTPase activity. The record is from RefSeq and is a predicted model, not a curated record. Gene Ontology annotation, biological process: intracellular protein transport. Gene Ontology annotation, cellular component: endomembrane system.